Phalaenopsis equestris is the source of this 1020-nucleotide messenger RNA. Its product is annotated as BURP domain-containing protein 3. NCBI's taxonomy places the organism in Eukaryota, Viridiplantae, Streptophyta, Magnoliopsida, Asparagales, Orchidaceae. The record is from RefSeq and is a predicted model, not a curated record.
CAUUCGGACCAGCUUAGCUUCCCUAACUCACAAGACUUCGCCAUUGCUUUAGCUUGGAAGCAGCCAUGGAUCUUCUCCUUCCUCUUCUUUCUUCAAUGUUUCUGUUUAUAAUGGUUGGGGAAGCAAAUCAUCCUUCCUUAGAGCCACAAGUCUAUUGGCGCACCAUUCUUCCUAAUACUCCUAUGCCAAGUGCUAUUGCACAACUCCUCCAGCCAGACGUGUACAACAAGAACACAGACACCUCAGUGACCGUCGGUAAGAACGGAGUCAACGUCAACACCGGCAAAGACACCACAGUUAGCGUCGGCAAUGAUGGGGUCAACGUCAACACCGGCAAAGGCACCACAGUCGACGUCGGUCAUGGCGGAGUCAAUGUCAACACUGGUAAGUCAAAGCCUGGCGGCACCACCGUUGGGGUCGGAAAAGGCGGAGUCGACGUCCACACCGGCAAAGGCACCUCCGUCAACGUCGGCCACGGAGGCGUCGGCGUCCAAACUGGUCCAAAUCACAAGCCCGGCGGCACCACCGUCAACGUCGGCAAGGGCGGCGUUGGCGUCGUAGUGAAACCCAAGGGCAAGCCCGUCGUUGUCCACGUCAGCCCCUUCGUCUACAAUUACGCCGCUUCCGAUGAUCAGUUACACGAUGGCUGUUGCGGUGUGUCAUACGGAUACGGGGAGGUGGAAUCCGAAGCAUUUGGCGUUUAGGGUGCUGAAGGUGAGGCCGGGGAGUGUGCCGGUGUGCCACUUUCUGCCGCGGGACCAUGUGGUGUGGGCGGCGAAGGCUUAGAGAGGGAUGGAUGUGGCCGUUUGUGUUGGUAUGGAUUUGUCGUUGGUAUGGAUUUGUGUUGAUGUUGUUGCAUUAGAUUAUGAAUGGUUAAGUAAUCAUAGUAUAUAAAUAAAUUUUUAUAAUGAAAUAUUGUGUAUGUAAUGCUGUGGUAGUUUGAUUUUCAUUUUCAUUGUGGGUUGCCAUGUUGUUUGGAAUAUAUGCUAUGUUAUUAAUUUGAUUUAAAGGGACUUAAAA